AUAUCAGUAUACUGACACUUGUUUCGUAAAGUAAUAUACAUGUUUACAUGCUGUUCAAUUUUCAUGUCAAACAACUCUUUCUUUCUAUGAUUUGGUGUUGUUUGAUUUUUGUUUCUCAAGGCCUCCAUCGAAACCUUAAAGACCUUGACAUGUCAGUUCGCCUCGCUGGCAUAUGUCCAUUUAGUAUUAUUUAUACCAUAGGGAUUGAACAAAGCCAUACCACAUAUUUCUACUAACUUACAAAUCACUAAAUAAUAUGACAACGCAAUACAUUGAUAAACUGAUCACAAAUCUUUCCUAUUCUAACAACUGAAGCCAGAUCACAAAAAAGCAUUAUAUGAUAGGUCAUUCUCGGUCGGUGGUCCUAAGAUAUGGAACGAACUCCCCUACGAAAUCAGAAAUCGCGAAACUAUUAAGAUGUUUUUAAAAACACUUUUAUAUGAAACUAUGUAAGCAAUCUCUCUUUGUGACCUCAUGGGGAAGUGUGUAGACAUUUCUAUUUCUCUGACCACCGACAUCCACAAUAUCAGUCAUUGGUGUAUACUGAUCAUUCAUCCCAUUCACGAGUUCUCUGACAUUGUUUCAUGAAAUACACUUAUAAAAUAUAUUCAUCAUUUCACAUAUUCUCUUUUUACUGUUUCUCAUUAAUUUUACUUAGUGACAUUGCACAAGUUUUAUCUUCUAAUAUUUCCUGGAUUUUAAACAGUUUUCAUUGUACUACAUACUUUUUAUGUCACUAAGGAUUAAUUUUUUCAUAAUACGUUAUUUGUCUUUCACUUCACUGUCUAUGAUACAUACUUAGGAUGAAUGUUUACAUUAUUAUGUUAGGGGACUAUAUGUUAGACUGGCCACAGACAAAUAUGUUAUCCUCUUUAAAUUAAGUUAUUAUUAUUAUUAUUAUUAUAAAGCACUUACAUCUAACGUCUUCUUGUAUAUUAAGCAAAACAAACAUUUGAAACUACCAAAGGUUCACACACACACACACACACACACACACACACGCACACACACCUCCCGCCGUCAAUAUAAUUUCUGGAUCCGCCCCUGAAAAAGAAACGGGAAUAUCAAAUUUAACAAAUAAAAGACAAUAUUUUCUUAAUAGCUCGGCUGUAUUACAUUUCAUCGACCUUGAAAUGCCUCAACAACAAGUAGGUAACAUUUACUGGCAUUUUGCCAUGCAUUAAGGAAGUAGUAUACCAUGCCGCCGUGACAGUUUAAUAUUUGUUUUAUGUCCAAUUUCUCAGUAGUGUUAACAUGCCUAAUAUAUCUAUUCCGAUUUAUAUUGAAUGACUCAAAUUUUCGCACCGGCAUUGGAAGGAAGGAAGUCAUGGCUGUUUAGUAGUUAACAUGUUUUUCUUUCUUUGUCAGAUCCACACAAGCAUUAGUUGAUAUCAUGUCUUGUACAGUAUCAUGUUAGCUCGUAUUUCUAUCGUAACGUGUUAUCCGCAUAGUUUAAAUGACAUUGAGUUUUCAAAUGGCUAAAGGCCCAUUUAUACUUGUCAACUUAGUGUUUGGACUUGGCGAAAAGAUUGUUAUAAUAUGACAUGGGACAUGGUGGAUGAGAUUAAGAGUGGUGUUUGUGAUAACUGUACAACCGCCUAGCCUACUUGCCUCAUAAAAUAGUCGUCUUUAGUCACAUUUCUUAAUCCACAAGGUAUUUAUAUGAAAUCUGAUAUUCAGGAAGAGCAAUUUCAACUUUAAGCUGCCCAAAAUAAUGAAUGCUAAAGACAUAUUUCUACUGGCAAAUUAUUAAUUAUCUGCUUCUGGUUGAACAUGUACACAUUCAAAGGACAAAGUUCACUUAAGCCUUAUUUGGCCUAUGCAAUUUUGAAAAUUUUCAAAUUGGCAAUAAUUUGAAAAACUAUGUAUUGUUUGCUACCAGAAUGUUAUCUACUAUAAGGAAUUUAGUUUUUUAUAAACAAAUUUAUUAUUUUGUUUAAAAACAUGUCACUGAAUAUUGCUGAAGUCGCAGAUUUUUGAGGAAAUGGACAUUUUUUACCAUAUUUAGGUCACAUGGGAAUGUUUUUAGUAGUGAGCACACUCAAGGAUCACAGAAACAUUUUGACCAUAGGUCCAGCUUCUUUCACAGAAGUUAUGGUCAUUUUUGAUUGUGGUCGACAGCUGUGCUCGUUGUGAAAAUUUCAGAUUUGUUUAAAACUUCGGUUAAAAACUGAAGGUUUCCCAUACCAAUAAUGUUAAAUGUAUUUUCAGUUACGUCAGAUAUUUUCUUCCAUAAUGAAUAUAUUGUAAAAUAUUUCGUGGAGUUUGAUAAAACAAGACUUCUUGAUGAAAGAAAACGUGUUCUUUACUCCAUUUAGAGACUUUCAGUUUUUAUGCCAUUUUGGGGCAAAAGUGAACUUUCUUCUUUAUAAGGAUUAACAAAAUCCUUAAAUACAUACGCUAUUGAACUAAUUUUACCUAUAUAGCAUUUGUGAUCAGGAGCUAUUCAUUACAGAUAGCGCGUGUCUUCGUUAUAGUUAUAUAAACGAAGAAAAAAAAAUGUGCAAGGUAAUAGAGUUAAAAAGGAUUAAAAUAUGAGGUGUUGGAAAACUUAGAUUUGUUUUUAGUUAUGAGUGACGCACACUUAAAAUGUACCAUUUUUCAUUGGUGAAACUGUAGGAAUGUAAAAGCAUAGUGUUUGAUUUAUUCUGAAAAUGCCAAGUUCCAGACAAGGAAACCAUAGUGAACAUAGUGACAAAGACGUUUUACGGCGUAUCAGAGUAAUCAUUGAUGAUGGUGAUCCGGACAUUGCUGUUUUAUCUCUGGAAAAUUUGGUCGGAAUGUUUAUUGAAAAUGUUACUAUUUUUGAUAACGGACAAAUUUAUGUGUACUUAAAUCUAUUGGAUAGUUUUCUAAAUGAAAUAGAAGACACAUCGAAAGAAGACCAAAAGGACUUUGCUCUGCUUUCUGAUGUUUACAAUAGUUACAAUACCUUUUUACUUUACCGAGAUGCAAAUAACUGCGUGAAGAUUUUGCCCAGAAAUCAAACAUUCCAUCCUGUAUUCCAGCGCCUGAAAACUGAGGAAAAAAACUUCAAUUCAAACGUGUUCAUAUUACUGGAAAAACAUAUCAAUCACCAAGACAAAGCACACAUAUAUGUAGAAAAAGAUCGAAAGCGGGAUGCAAAGUUCGGUUUUGCCGCGCAGUCGGACAAAAGUCAUACAAAAGGCGUUUCUGGUGAGGGAAAAGUAGAAAAAGUUGCAAUUGACCGUUGCAAGCAGGUUUCAUUGACAUAUGCAAAGUCGCAAAUGUAUGUAGCCAUUUCCAAAGUUAUCAUAUGCCGAAGACUGAGCUUUUAUUCACUUCGGCAGUUACAGCCACCAACACCACGCACUCGUGAUCUGUUUGAAGGAAAGUUUCCGGUGCAAGUUUCUGAUGAACAGAGGGAUGAUGAAAAUUUUUAUUGUGAACGAGUAGUCUCUACUUCCCAUUCGAACAGAUGUAGAGACGAUAUUUCCUACGGAAUAGGUCCAAGGUCAAGAACUGAAAGUGGAUUCGGUUCACCUGUUGUCGGUCAUGUGAGGUCAUAUUUACAAGAGUCUAACUGUCUGGAACAGCAAUGCCCAGAUAACCCGCCUAGAUACCCGGAUUAUUACGACUGUGCUGAGAGGUUGGCGUCAUUUACAAAAUGGUUUCACAAAAGUCCGGAGCCCGCCACUCUCAGCCAGGCUGGAUUUUUCUUCACAAGCCAAGGUGAUCUCGUGCGUUGCUUCCAAUGCGGCAUUGGGUUGAAAGACUUCUCAGACGGCGACGAUCCAUUGUUUGAACACGUCAGGCAUUCCAGGCAAUGUCCAUUUCUUCCCAAAUUUCUGGGUGCGGAUAUGUUGGCAGCGUAUCAGAACCACUUACAGGAUGUCGAUCCUGUAUACAAUCGUCGACUGCAGUGGGCUGAAAUUCAAGAGGGCACAGUUCCGACGUAUGACUGUCGUCAUCCGGAAUAUAAAGCACUACAAGAACGUCUUUCAUCGUUCAAAAGAUGGCCUGUGGAAAAGAAACAAGCACCAGAACAAAUGGCUGCAGCUGGGUUAUAUCAUACUGGUUAUGAGGACCAUGUACGUUGUUUUGCUUGUGACGGUGGUUUACGGUGUUGGGAUCCGGAUGAUGACCCUUGGGUAGAACACUGUCGAUGGUUUCCGGCAUGCCCCUAUGCUUUACAAAAGAAGGGGGGACAGUAUAUAGCUCUAGUGCAAGCGUCUGUGGAAAAUGAGAAUUAUGGAGCAAAUGGCGGAGGUGAACAAGAUUGGACAAGUGAGUUUAAACAGUCGAAAUUGAGAUCUUCCGUUAUGAGAGCCAUGUCAGAUUGCCUUGAGCUUGGUUACAAAGAGGAAUAUGUAUAUGAAGCGGUCCAGACGCUUAAAGACAGAGGAAACGGAUGUCCUUCUCUUCGUGAUGUUAUAAUAAUGACUGACGGAUGUAGAGAACGGGAACUGACAGGCGAAAGAUUCGAGUUUUGUAUAAAAUGUGGCGAGAAUCCAAUAAACACAUUGUCCAUUCCGUGUGCACAUCAUAAACUAUGCAUAUGUUGCGCCGAAUCUACAGACUUGUGUCUCGUCUGUUCUCGACCAGUUACAAAGACAAUCCGCACGUACAUGCCUUGAAACCUAAUAUUCUUACAUCUGCCUUCAGUAAAGGCUGUUUAUUGACGUUACAAUAUAUUACUUAUAUUAAUUGUAAAGUUAUAAAUGUUUGUUUUGUUUGCUUGUUUGUACCAAUAUGGCCUUCCUUACCUUCAUAAUUUACAUGUAUAUUUAUGAAAUUGAUUUAACUCGAGUUGCUACUAAUAGUGGAGAACGUAAAGACUCAUAGUUUUUAUAUUUAUAGCUAGUGUUUUGGAAUUUUCCCAGGGUCAAAAGUGAGGUUAUGUUGCUGUAAAAGCGAUUUAAAUCCCACGUAGCUUUCAAAGGCGGUUCCCCCUUGUUACUUUGUCUUGAGUUCGUGAGUUGUCGCAAGAAGAUUAUAAGCAUGAUUUAAAUUUUGAAAAGUAAUUACUUUCACACAUUCUUAUCGUCACACAGUCGCUUCUGAAACUGCAGGAAAGGACCAUUUUUAGUGGCGUCACAGAAGUUUUCCAUUUUUGUUGAUAACAACAUGAUAAUCGCCAUAACUGUGACCUUUGAAAGUAGCCUUUAACUCAAUAUACAGAGGCAGGGAAUAUUUCGUGAUAUGUGCCGUGUCAAUUGCUAUUGAAGUGAUUAGAGUCAUUAGACUGAAAUUAUGUGUACGAAUACAAAACAUUAUAUACUCAGCAUUCAGCAACAAUGCGUGAUAUUGUUGAAAUAUUGUGUGUGUUAUUUUGAUAGAUAUUUGACUAAAUUGUUUAACUUAUACGUAUAUGUUGCCUGUACUAUACGUUGGUGAGCUAUAAUUACAUACGUAUAUACAUGCAGCAUCUAAUUAGUAGAAUGUUUUUUUGUGAUAAUACAAUACGUUUUCAAACUAGGAAAUAUUAAAAGAAAAUAUACAAAUAGUUUCUUACACAGAGUAAUACGUAGAUACUUAGAGUUUCUUAGCGGAUGUGCCUGAAAGUGUCGGCAAAAUUGUACAUCACCUAGAUUAUGUUGUUACGCAAAGCUUAAAUUGUUACAGACUUUGCCACAAGAAGUGUAUGCUUGCAUCAAUAUUUGAUUUCAGAGAUCCACCUUCAAUGAAAUGAAAACGUUAACAGUUUGGGAGUACUGAAAGUACACGAUUAGGAUUUUGCUCAGUGUUUACAGAUUCAGACUCGAGUAUACAUGAAACAUUCUAGCUGUAUAAAAGAAUACAUUAAAAUUAUUAUAAAAA
Messenger RNA from Mercenaria mercenaria, 5781 nucleotides. RefSeq lists its product as uncharacterized. The record is from RefSeq and is a predicted model, not a curated record. Bases 2655 to 4598 code for a protein of 647 amino acids. NCBI's taxonomy places the organism in Eukaryota, Metazoa, Mollusca, Bivalvia, Venerida, Veneridae. The transcript has 7 exons. Gene Ontology annotation, cellular component: cytoplasm; nucleus.